Hylaeus anthracinus is the source of this 5258-nucleotide messenger RNA. Its product is annotated as titin homolog. The coding region runs from base 1203 to 3977 and encodes 924 amino acids. Lineage: Eukaryota; Metazoa; Arthropoda; Insecta; Hymenoptera; Colletidae. The transcript is spliced from 9 exons. The record is from RefSeq and is a predicted model, not a curated record.
GACUUGGCCGCAAACAAAAAAUAGUCCCGGCGCUAGUGUGUGUCGCGAGUUCAUAGAAUUUUUCUACCGUGAUAAACUUUUAGGUUGGCUUUUCGACGCAAUUAGCGUGUAAUAACGUUCGAUCAAGUUUCGUGUCGAGUGAUACUCGUGCCGAUAGUGGUCAAAAGACGUCGCUGUCAAAGAAACGUGCGAACGCGUUUGAUUGGUCGAAACAAAAAAAUCCGCGAAGACGUUGUCCGCAUGAAAUGGCACAUGAUGCGGCAGAAAUACGAUAGUGCGAGCAACGAUAGUCCCAUGUUCUAUCGCGACAUUGUUUCCAACGAAAUGUACAACUUUCGUGACAUUUGAAUCGUGAUUGUCCACGAUGCAUACGAUCGUAAUAAGUCAGAGUAAGCACAUCGACGUUACUAUAAUGCAUGACGCACAGGACACAUUCAUGCACACGUAGACGCACACUUGAAAGUGGUAGAGGUCACUAGCCUUACGCACCACGGGGUCGUGUUCUCAUUUUACCUCGGUACCGUGAAAACUUCUACCAAGCAUAUUACAUUAUUAUUUCGAUUGUAUUGUUUUCGUGACCGUUACCUAUAAUGAGAAAAUAAUACUACUCUUUGAGAUCGAAAGAAGAAAAGAGAGAGAAAGAAAGAGGAGACAACAGAGUUGAUUGACACGUCCCUGUGGCUUUAUAAACUCUUGCAGUGCGUAGUAUUUUAUGUACGUUAGAUUCAAUUUUUUCGUUUCGACGUUGUUUAUAGCUGUUUAAACUUGGCAUACGAUAUUAUUGUUUCGUUUCUACGGUACGUCGCUUCACUGUCGCACUCGAAUUGUCAAAGGCAAAUAAGUGAGGUUAUGAACGUGUGUCGGCCAAUAAUGUUAAACUUUGAUGGUGUCAUUGAGUAACUUGUGAGUCGAACAAAUAUCACGGUUUAUUCGAAAGUACAUUCGAUAUCGUUCUACAAAGUGCAUCCGUCGUUUUAUAGUGAGAACGUACAGUCGAAGGGUAAGAAUGAAGAAUACAAAUGAAUAAUGUAUUAUUUCAAGAAGAGGAACUUUUGAUUUAGACUUGUGAAGUAUGUUGAAACAUACUCGUAUGGUAACAUGAUAAUAUUAGGUUCAGAAUAUUUAGAAGAAUCUUCAAUUUGGAAAAUGUUUAUGCAUGUUAACAUAUUACAAACGUGUCUCUGAGGUAAAUCAACAUAAAAAUGGCAGAAAGUAAAAUAGAAAAUAAUGAUUUUAAGAAAACAUUGGACAUUAAAGAAACAUUAAAUGAUACAACUACAUCCACAAAUGAAAUGGAAGAUGUAGAGAAGCAAGUGGUAGAUAUUUCUAAUGAAAAUACAUCGGAAGAAAAUGAUUCCUGUGAAAAAGACUUUAAGAUAAUCGAUGCUAUUAAUGUGAAAGAGCAGAAGAAGGACACACAUCUUGAAGAUUCAAAGGAAAUUGAGAAAAAUUCACCUGAAAAUGAAAAAUAUUCUGAAAUUUUCUCUGAAGAAACAGUAACAUCAAACUCAAAACAGAGGGAAGUUGCAGACAAAUCAGAGAAACCUAAACAACUUGAUGAUGCAGUUGCAAAGGCUGAAGAUGCACAUGUUGCGAGUUGUAUUCCACAAGAGGAACAGACGCUGAAUGAACUAUUGAAAGCGGUGCACGAUAAUCAAAGUUCAAUUAGUGUUCGUGAAUCUGACACAGAGUCCAAAGAUUUGAAAAAAGAUGGUAACAGCAGUGAUGAAGAAACUAAGGAAAAUGUGGAUGAAAAAUCAAAAAAAGAGAGUAUGGCGAAGGAGAUUGUUAGCAUUGAAACAAAUGUCCCUGUGGAAGAUGAAGUUAAACAAAUGAGAUGUGGUUCAGAAACAAUGAAUUCUGUAGAGAUAAUAGAACAUAUGGAAGUUGGAAUAGUAGGGCCACCCACAACUGUUAGCGAACUCAUUAAUGAAGAACUAAGGGCAGAAUCUGCCUUAUCGACUGAUCACAAAGUUCAAGAUCACGUAGCAGAAUGGGUUCAAAAUUCUGCUAAAGCUGAAAAAUUAGUUGCAGAAGAAGAAGACGAAGAAGAGGAAACUCCUAUUCAUGAAGUUGUAAAUGAGAAGAAAAAUAUGAGGGAGAAAAGGACGAGGAAGAAGAAAAGUAACGAUAUUCUUGCUUUACCAACUAGGAAAUCUCAAAGAAUUGUUAGUAACAUCAUCAAAAGGAGCAUUAAGUGUUUGAACAAGAUGCACGCGAUGGAAGGUGUCGCUGGAAACGGGAAGAAGGUGGACUCGGCUGAGAAAACGAGGGAGGACGAUUCGUCGAGGGCUUCGCCGAAGGUGCCACAGAGCCAGCAGAACGGAGCCGCCCUGCCAGAGGAAACCGCCGCAGCGCCCGCUACGGUGGAAUGUCUCCGGUCUGCUUCGAUAAAAAAGGAACCCCUCUGCGAUUCUGAGUCGGAGGCCACGACCAAGACCACCCUCUCCUCCGUGGAAACGCAGCAGAAGUCCGUGGCCUCGCGUUGCCCGAAAUCCGAAACGGAAGGCGGCGGCGGUGGCGGCAGGAAACGAAAGUCAACGGACGGGCAGUUGUCGUCGAACGGGAAUUCCGCCCCGAAGAAGUCCUGCCUGGAGCAGAGGGAACAAUAUAUAUCGUCUCUCGUUGGCUGUGAAAAAGUUACCGCGGAAGAGCUCGCUGCGAGGGCUGAGCAACUUCGAGCCGAAGUGCAGGCCUUAGACGAGUUAGCACGUGCCAAAGAAAUGGAAUGGAAUGAAAUCCUGAGCAUGAGAAAGCUCAAAGAGGAAGCGUACCUGAGGAUCGAAAGAAGGAGGCAAGUGAUGGGAUUCAUGGAAGGCAACGGCCAGCUGGCUGACACAUUACCGCCGGCUAGCUUGGCGCUCGGACCUGAAUGGGAGAGCAGCGGUAACACGACUCCCGUAUCCAAAGAAAAAUUAAACUUCGGUUCGAAGGAGGAUCUGCCCGAGGAGAGCUCUCGCGAUUCGCCAGCUUUUAAGAAAGAAAAGACCGGGAAACAAGCAUCGCAACGGCAAUCAACCCCUCCCAAACAGACAGGAGAAAAUGGUCGGAAGCAGGCUGAAGCGCUCAGUCCAGAAAACAGACAGAUCGGCGAGGGCCGGCAGGGUGCCAUCGUCGACGUUAGGUCUAUUAUCGCUGAUUACAGGCUGAGGCACCCUGAAACAGUUCCACGCAGGGGUCGCAGAAUGAGAAAUUCGGUGAAUGUCAGCCUUGGAGCAGGUGGAGCCAUGGUGGAAACUGGGCACAGCGUUGAUUCAAGGCCAUCUAGUACAGAUUCUUGUAAAAGCAAUCCGAACAUGUCGGAUCCUAAUAAUUCCAUGAGCUUCAAGGACGUGCUUGUGCAGUUCGCCAAACUCAGCCAGCAGCAAGGUGAGCCUGUGAAAACGCCUCAAAAUUACCCGGAUGUGACGCUUCAUCCCGUCGCACCGUCCCCGGCACCGCCAAAUACUCCACCUCAGCAGAGCUGUUCAUUGCUCCAUGGAAUUCUCACGAAAUCGCAAUCUCCAAGACCUACAACUUUUUCACCUACUUUAGCUAGAUUACUCACUGCACCUGAAAGAGAAAGGAAUGCACCAACAGCCGCGUCCAUGCCACAGCAAAGCGCGGCAACCCAGCACCUUUUGCAGGCAUAUCAAGGCUCUAAUCCGGUUUCUAUCAGCGACCUUCUAUCUUCUUCCAAGGCUCGAACUGAAAUAACAAUAACACCUGUUGUCAAUACUCCGGUCCAAUCUCACUCGAACAAUUUAAUUCAUGUCGAUGAUGUUGAAGAAGAAUCAGCAGUAAUCGAAGAUAGAGAAACGCGCAUUACUUCGGGUGGAAGGGAUGCUAGAGAAGACAGAGAUAGUCCUCCACGAUGUCAAGGGUGUCGUGAACGUGCUGCACAAUUUGUAUGUGCUGGCUGCGGAAAUCAGUGGUACUGCAGCCGCGAGUGCCAGGUUGCUGCAUGGGACGAACACUCCGAAGUUUGUUCUGGCUAAAAAGACGAAUGUGUAUCAAUUUAAACCUCGUACUCGUGUUAUUGGGUUAAAUACCUAUUCAACUGAGAAUGAAUCUAGUCAAAAAGGAACGGCCAAGAAAAUAACUUGUAUUGAGUACGAUAAGAUGAAUGGAAGAACGUUAAGAGAACAGUGUAUAUUUUUAAGAAUCUUCAAUAUGUUUGAUCUGUAAAUGAAUAAGUUUUAUUUCACGAAAGGAAAGAAUCGCAAAGUAAACAGCGCAAAACAUUAACUUCUGGACAGUUUAGACGAGAAAAGAUAUCGGAGUUCGAGUUGAAACGGUCGUUGCUUUACUGUAAUCGCCGCGUUGCUUUUAUUCGUUAUCAGUACUGAACGAUCGAGAGUCUUCAUUGAGACCAAUAGAGAGAGUAUUAACCCUGCUGAAAUUAAGCAUUUAACGUGUAUCUUCCAAAGGACAAAUUGUUCGAGGGAUUUCUAAUAUAAUUCAUGUUGGAUAUAAACAUUCGCAACAACUUCAUGUAUGAGAUACUUUUUUUUUUAGAUUUUAACCAACGCGUAACGUACAAUGUACGCUAGUCGAGAAUUUUCAACUUUUUUCAAAAAAAAAGAGAAGAAAAAAGAAAAGAAAAAACAGACCAGAAAUAGCUGGUGCAUACGCUUGUAACGAGAAACAAAGCACAAAGCUAUAUCUCGCGAUGCUGUAUAUAAUUUUGUACAUGUUAGCAGGGUUGUUCAGCGUCAGAUUUUCAAAAGUUGAUUAACCGUGUGCCAUGCGUAAAGUUCGUUUCAUGGUCAGCUUCAUACAUUGAAAAAAAUCUGUUAUAGAUGACUUGAGUGUUUUUAUAAUACUGUCACUUUGUUUCGUCUCUUUUUUUUUUUUCAUUUAAUAUCGAAUAUACUAUGAUAAAACGACAUCGCAUUUGAUGACCACUAUGCGAGAUACACACGGACAUUUCAGCCUUCAUGUAUUUUUGUCGUUCAUGCAAGAGAGAAACGUAUAAUGCGUACCUAAUACCAUAUUUUAUACCACAUUUGUUACCAACGUGUAAGUUUAGAAUUAAUGAGGCGUCAGCCUUAGCAUAGGUUUAAGCUACUUUGUUCUCUUCCUCUCUUUCACAACUUGUUCGUUGGUAACAUAUCAACACGUUCUAAGUUCACAUUUUUUUUUAAUUAGCAUGUUACCCAAACGACAAUUGUCCCAGACAUAAUCUGUAGCCCAAAGUUCCUACAGGUACACGCAACAUUAUAUAUAUUUUUCCCAAUUACGAAGCAAACCAAAAUAAAAUAAAGUUUUUAAUCGUA